Molecule: messenger RNA, 927 nt
Organism: Phytophthora megakarya
Lineage: Eukaryota; Oomycota; Peronosporomycetes; Peronosporales; Peronosporaceae
Source: the annotation of a GenBank genome assembly
AUGGACUUCGUCAUACCGUUGCCUCAGUUAGUCCGGGGGAACACAGCACUACUCUUGUUCCAGUGCACGUUCUCGGGGUUCAUCAUGUGCAAAGCCAUGGCAAGCACUGAAGCCCAAGAUGUAGCCGAAGCCUACGAAGAAUGCGUGUUCCGGAGGUUCGGAGCCAGCGAAAUGAUCCGCCACGACCGAGACCCACGAUUCAUGAGUCGGGUGUUCAAGCACUUCCGGGAGAUGCUCAGGAGCAGACAGCGCGCGACCCUGGCUUACCGCCCCCAGGCUAACGGACAGCAGGAGAGGUCAGUGCAGACAGUGAUCCGAAGUGUCAAGGCCAAAGGCCGAGCCGAGGACCAUAACCGGAAAUGGAGACAACUCACGAACCGGCUCAAGGAAGGCUUUGAGGUCGGGGACUCGGUUUGGCUCUACCUAGCCCGGGUUCGCCCCGAACUCACCAAGAAGCUGGCUCAUCUUUGGCACGGUCCGUUCCGGAUCCUGGAAAAGGGUAACGACUACCGAUACCGCCUCCAAGUCGAAGGAACCGAAUACCGAUUUUACCCCUGGGUCCAUGUCAGCCGGCUGAAGCCCCGAGCUAAAUACCCGGAGCUACCCUCGGAGGCCAUGAGCAUCCCGGAGGACGACGACUUCGACGCCGCGCUGCUCCGUGAAGAUAGCUGGGAACCCGACGAAGGUUCUGGAGAAUACGAAGUGAAAGCAAUACUCGAUGUGCGUUGGGUCACUCGGACCCGCACUAGCCGGCGCGUCAAGGAAUACCAAGUGAAAUGGAAAGGGUAUGAAGCGCCAGACUGGGUUCCUCAGGGACGCCUCAAUUGCGGGAGGCUCCUCUACGAGUUCGACCAGGGAGAGCGAGCCCGCGUGCGUUUUCAGGCUAUGCAGUCUGGAGACGAGCUCCCGGACGAAGAAGUCCAGUAG